AUCAUUCUUUCUCAACACACAAACAAUAUGUAAAAAUAAAUAAAUAAAUUCAAACACAGCCUUAAAAUUUCCACUAAAAAGGGGUUAGUUGGUUCAAGAUUCAUUCGGUGAAGUGAAAAAAAAAACAAAACAUCACUUUAAGAAAAAACACACAACACAAACAUGGCUUCUUCACACCCCAACAAUGUUGGAAUCCUCGCUAUAGACAUCUAUUUCCCUCCCACUUGUGUUCAACAGGAAGCUUUAGAAGCUCAUGAUGGUGUGAGCAAAGGGAAAUAUACAAUUGGACUUGGACAAGAUUGUAUGGCAUUUUGUACUGAGGUUGAAGAUAUUAUCUCAAUGAGCAUGACUGUUGUUAGUUCACUUCUUGAAAAAUAUAAUAUUGAUCCAAAGAAAAUCGGCCGAUUGGAGGUAGGAAGUGAAACUAUGAUUGACAAAAGCAAAUCCAUUAAGACCUUCUUGAUGCAAAUUUUUGAGGACAGCGGGAAUACUGACAUUGAAGGCGUUGAUUCAACAAAUGCUUGUUAUGGUGGAACAGCAGCUUUGUUCAAUUGUGUGAAUUGGGUCGAGAGUAGUUCAUGGGACGGACGUUAUGGACUUGUUGUCUGUACAGAUAGUGCGGUAUAUGCCGAAGGACCUGCUCGUCCUACCGGAGGAGCAGCCGCAAUUGCAAUGCUUGUAGGGCCAGAUGCUCCUAUUGCUUUCGAAAGCAAACUCAGGGGAAGUCACAUGUCUCAUGCCUAUGAUUUUUACAAGCCAAAUCUUGCAAGUGAAUACCCAGUCGUCGAUGGAAAACUCUCACAGACCUGUUAUCUGAUGGCACUUGAUUCAUGCUAUCGGGUGUUUUGUGAAAAAUUUGAAAAAUCGGAGGGGAAGCAUUUUUCAAUGGCAGAUUCUGAUUAUUUUGUUUUUCAUUCUCCAUAUAACAAGCUUGUGCAAAAAAGUUUUGGUCGGUUAUACUUCAAUGACUUCCUCAGAAAUCCAAGUUUUGUUGAUGAGGUUUCAAGGCAAGCUCUAGCACCUUAUGCAUCCUUAACCGGUGAUGAGAGCUAUCAAAGUCGUGAUCUUGAAAAGGCAAACCAGCAAGCUGCAAAAAAAAUAUAUGAUGCAAAGGUACAACCGAGCACAUUAAUCCCAAAGCAAGUUGGCAACAUGUACACUGCAUCUCUGUAUGCAGCAUUUGCAUCUCUCCUUCACAAUAAACACGACUCACUGGUAGGUAAAAGGGUAGUUAUGUUCUCAUAUGGAAGUGGUUUAACCUCUACGAUGUUCUCCUUCCGCCUUCAAGAAGGUCAACAUCCCUUUAACUUGUCGAACAUUGUGACGGUGAUGAAUGUUUCUGGCAAAUUGAAGCAGAGAAUUGAGUUACCACCUGAAAAAUUUGUCGAAAACACAAAAAUCAUGGAGCACCAUUAUGGUGGAAAGGAAUUUGUGACUGGCCAAGACUGUAACUACUUACUUCCAGGCACGUUCUUUCUCACCAAAGUUGAUUCCAUGUAUAGGAGAUUUUACGCUAAGAAAGAUGUUGUAACGAGCACAUGACAGUUCGAUAGAAGAUGAUGACUGAUAUAAUUCAAAUUAAGAGUUAAAAUUUGAGAAAAGUAGUUUGUUCUGGUUAAUCUUCUGUAUUUGAUGCCUUAUGGCUAUUUAUUCUAGUUAUUGUUUAUGAAUGAUUUUUAUUUUUCUUAUAUGUAUAGUUUGAUUAGGUUCAAAAUCA
Medicago truncatula (barrel medic) is the source of this 1717-nucleotide messenger RNA. Its product is annotated as hydroxymethylglutaryl-CoA synthase. Gene Ontology annotation, biological process: acetyl-CoA metabolic process. The record is from RefSeq and is a predicted model, not a curated record. Gene Ontology annotation, molecular function: hydroxymethylglutaryl-CoA synthase activity. NCBI's taxonomy places the organism in Eukaryota, Viridiplantae, Streptophyta, Magnoliopsida, Fabales, Fabaceae. The coding region runs from base 163 to 1542 and encodes 459 amino acids. The transcript has 12 exons.